AUGCAGCUCUCGCUGGAUACUUGCCUCUUGGUGUUUCUCGUCCGAUGCCAUAUCGCUUUGGGCUUACAACUUCCUCAUGUCGCGCAUCCGACUCAGCGGCCCGUCGUGGUAGAGGGUUCUGAAGUGCAGCCAUCCUUGGAUCUGCCGCAAAAGACGCAGCCACUGAUCCAACCAUCACCAAUACCGACUCAUGGGGCCGACUUGCGAAACGGCUCCAUGGAUUACAAUGAGAUUCUCGAGCACCGGGCCCUCACGACGGAUGCAGUGACGUGCGGAUAUGCCGGAGGCGAUCCAACCAAGCCAAGGACAGCAAACUCGGGAUACAACUGUCGGAUCGAUGCAGUUCGAGAUCUGUGGGGCUCAUUAUCUGGCGAGCCUUACUGUUCGACUGUUCUCCUCGACUCUGGACCUGACCUCACGUUCUCUUACAUUGCGUGCGGCCCAACGGCCAAAACGGACAUUCUACUUGCUAAUCCUACUUCUCCCACGACCACCACGAGCAGCAGUUCAAAAACCUCAACUACAGCUUCAAGCUCACCUUCGAUCUCAACUUCCACUCCAGGGAGCACAUCCUCAGCAUUCAGCUCAUCCCUUUCAGCGUCCCUGUCCUCGUUUUCGGCCGCAGCAUCAGCGGAAGCGCAGGCUUCGAGCUCGGACGGAUCUUCUGGAAGCAAUACGGGCGCCAUCAUCGGUGGUGCUUUAGGUGGGCUGGCGCUUGUGUGCAUCACGGUGGUCGCUGUGGUAUUCGUGCUAAGGAGAAACCUGAGGAAACGCCGCGAAAACGGCGAUUUGGGGGCAACAUCCAACGUGGAGCCAACUUAUGGCGACUACGCGGGCCAGCAGAUGGAUAGUAACAAGACGUCGUGGGCGCCGCCAUACUAUGUGCCAGAUCACCAGACGUACCCGAUGGAGAUGCAUGCUGAUGCAACCACACAACGGCCGAGAGAGCCAGCUGAACUGGAGGUCCAUGUCCUCACAUCCGAGUUUGAUGGUCGCAGAUCCGAGUUAGACGGCUUCACGGCUGGGAGGCAUUGA
Messenger RNA from Neoarthrinium moseri, 1035 nucleotides. RefSeq lists its product as uncharacterized. The record is from RefSeq and is a predicted model, not a curated record. NCBI's taxonomy places the organism in Eukaryota, Fungi, Ascomycota, Sordariomycetes, Amphisphaeriales, Apiosporaceae. The coding region runs from base 1 to 1035 and encodes 344 amino acids. The transcript has 2 exons.